GCAGCGACAGAGGGGGGCGCUGCACGUCAAACAGAAGACACGUCAAGGUGGGUCAAAGAGACAUUUCGGGAAGUUACAGAUGGGACAGAAAACUUCUCGCUAUUCAGCGUCAACAACUCUUCUAUUUUUAUUACCUAUUCAGUCAUAAACUGUAUUCCCUCGGAGAGGCCAUGUAUCCUGUAGACCUUCCAGCUGUGGAGGACACUGACCUGAUGUCAGCAUCUGAACAUUACCUCUCCUCUCUGGAGUCCGGACCUCAGAAUGAAGAGUGGUUUCAAUUAUCACACACUGCAAAGGUAGCGAUAACUGCAAACAAUGUGAGGCGGUUGCAGCUAUUUGAUGAUGAACAAUCCGACUGUACUCUGCUGGCGCUGCACCCUCCUGACGAUCCAACACAAGUGCUGGCUCUGUACCUGCUGCAUCAGUGGUGGUGUGUAGACGACGUGUUAAGAACAUGCAGCAAGUCAAGAAGUGGCUUGAUUUCGGUGCAGUCGCUGAUGGAGCGCGUGAUCGUGUUCCUGCUCAGUCAGGUGGCGGAGAGGUCCUCUAAGGAGAAGCUGUUGUUCUCCCUGCACCCCCGCACAGAGAGCUGCAAGCUGAUGUGGAGAGACAGCCAGGCGGUGGGAUUCUACACCACCAAACACAGAGGCAGCCUGUGUGACGGGUGGAGCAGCCGCUGCUACCUGCUGCCUGCUCUGGACACGCUGCUGGUGAGGAGGAGCUGGAGGAGGAGGGGCUUCGGGCUCCACAUGCUGGAGGACUUCUGCUCCUCCUUCUCAACAGAGCAGUUCCUGGGAGUCAGCGCUCCAUUAUCACCCAGCAUGGUGACAGUGUGCAGGAGCUUCCUGCAGCAACAUAAAGAACACCAGGAGAAUCUGUACGAGGUGGAGGCUCCGGGGGGGUGGACCCAACGACGAAACAUCUGGCUCAGCAUCCAGCUGGGACGCUACACUACCCGUAUAGACGAGGAGUGUGGUCCAACAUCUGGAGGCACACAGAGGAAUAAACACUCUUCUCCGAAGACCAGUGAUCGUAGGCUGGAGCUGACCUCAGCGAGCAGCUCCGAUGUGAAAAUUCCACUGCUAACAGGCUCGUCUGCACAACUAAUGAGACCUUGUACUCCAAGCCAAGGAGGAAGCUCCCCAAGCAGCGAUAUCCCUGGGACAGGAUGUUGUCCUGGAGCCGACGCCAAAGAUCUGGACUCUGGAGCUUACUGCAGACCACCACAGUCUCUCAACACAAAGCAGGCUCUGAAAUCUAAGCCCUGUGUAUCUGCAGAGCCCCGAGAGGAAGAGGAAGAACAAGGAGAUGCCAAACGAGUUCGAAGGACAUGACAAUAUAGACACAGUGGAAAAGCUGUCAACAGUGUACAGAUAAGGGGGCUGCUCCAUGCACCUGUACCGAGGUGACCUUUUAAAAUGGUUUUCCUGGGAUGGAUUUUAUGCCGCUUUUUAGGUGUUUUUUAAAGGAUUCAUGGACAGGACAAUGGUACUAUCAAAAAGCAUUAGAUAAACUGGUUUUGUACAAACAAA
Molecule: messenger RNA, 1532 nt
Organism: Eleginops maclovinus (Patagonian blennie)
Lineage: Eukaryota; Metazoa; Chordata; Actinopteri; Perciformes; Eleginopidae
Gene: fam169b
Product: family with sequence similarity 169 member B
Exons: 9
Coding region: 171-1334 (387 amino acids)
Source: RefSeq, a predicted model, not a curated record